This is a messenger RNA of Lactuca saligna, 1330 nucleotides long. The record is from the annotation of a GenBank genome assembly. Lineage: Eukaryota; Viridiplantae; Streptophyta; Magnoliopsida; Asterales; Asteraceae.
CAAGAACCCUAAUUAUUAUAAUGAAUACAAAAAGAGAGAUGCAAAUUACAAAAUAAAAAUAACAAUAGAAAUAAGCAAAACAAAAGCCUCCUCUCCCUUAUCUUUGCCAUCCCAUCAUCUUCUUCUUUUUCUUUUUAUCCUCCUCUCCUCAUCCUCCUCUCUCACUAAUCUCUCUUUUCUGUAUAUUAUUCUCUUGUGUUUGAUUCCCCACACUCAUAUAUUAUCAAAAUUAAAACCCUUGAAAACUUUCUAAAAGAGAAAAGGAGAGAUCAAAUUAAUUUAUACCAUGGUUUUCUCAUCCGUUCCACCCUAUCUAGAUCACCACAAUUGGCAUCUCCAGUUGCAACAAUCCAACCAUCAACAAGCAAGUGGUGCUGGUGGCGAAAAUCCUAAUCUCCCACCACCACCACCUCCUCCACAACCUGGUGGUGGUGGUGGUGGUGCAAAUGGAGAAGGUUCGAUCAGACCAGGAUCUAUGGUAGAUCGAGCAAGGAUGGCCAAGUUACCCAUGCCGGAGCCAGGAUUAAACUGCCCACGUUGCGAUUCCACCAACACCAAGUUUUGUUACUUCAACAACUAUAGUCUAACCCAGCCUCGGCACUUUUGCAAGACAUGCAGGCGCUACUGGACACGAGGUGGUGCUCUAAGAAAUGUUCCAGUUGGAGGAGGUUGUCGGAGGAACAAAAGGAAUAGCAAAAACCGAAGCUCAAAAUCUCCAAGCCAAACCGGGCUUAAAUCUGUUAGUGAAAGUCCAUCAAGGUGUAGCGCAGAGACUAUGGCAAGUACUCAACUUCCUCAUCCUCCCUCUCUUCAAUUGCCAUUCAUGAGCUCUCUGGGUCAAUAUGGAGGUGGUGGUGGUGGAAAUAUUAGUUCAAAUCUUGGUGGAUUUCAGUCUCAAAAUGAAAUGGGUAAUUUUCAAUUAGGAAGUGGGAGCUCAACUGGGAACAAUUUUAACAAUAUUUUAUCAAUUGGAGGGGUUGAAAAUUGGAGAUUGCCUUUCAUGGCUGGAUUUGAGGUACCCAGUAACAGUAAUCUAUUUCACUAUCAAAGUGAAGGUGUAGCUGACGCACCAUCAUCAUCCAUGGGAGGAGGAGGAGACAUACGAAUACCAAACUCUGAGAUUGAUAAUAAUCAGGUAGAUCCUCCAGUGAAGAUGGAAGACAAUCGAGGCUUAAAUUUAUCAAGGCAGUUUCUUGGUGUUUCGGAAAGUACAAAUAACCAACCAUGGGGGUUUCAUAGGGAGGGAGAGAGAGGAUUUCUUAGUAGAUUAAUUAAAGGAUUUCAGCUCAAAGUUGCAUGUAGCAGUCUUAUAAGGGAAGCAAUGAACUGA